UCUGAGGGAUGCGCGUGGAGAUGUCAGCCAUACGGGUUUUGUGCGGGCUGAGCAUCCUUGCCGCACACGCCUAUAGCGCGAGAGUUGUAAGCGGCCAGACGGUGUGCCAAGGCGGUCCGGAGCAGCCGUGCUACAAGAUUGCUUACUUUCGCGAUAUGACGAGUCGCGUAGCCUUCUGGGAGGCGCGGCAGGCCUGCGAGAUGGACGGCGGCACCCUGCUGAGCAUAGAGGGCGCCAGCGAGCAAAGACACAUCGAGAGACUGCUGCAGGAGCUGUCCAGCUCCAGUUCGGGAUCGUCUGGCAUUGCUGAUGGAGACUUCUGGAUCGGCUUGACGCGGGCGGAUGGGGACGGAACACAAGAGCAUGCAUCCUUUACUUCCUGUCCGGACCUGUACCGCUGGACUGAUGGGAGCGUGUCAGAGUUCAGGAACUGGUAUUUUGAUGAGCCGUCGUGUGGCGGGGAGGCGUGUGUGGUGAUGUACCACCAGCCCACGGCUCAGCAUGGCCUGGGUGGGCCCUACCUCUACCAGUGGAACGACGACCGCUGCAACAUGAAGCACAACUUCAUCUGCAAAUAUGAGCCAGUGUACAUGAAGCACAACCUCACAUACGAGCCAGAGAGUCACCUGGUGAAAGAGCAUGGAGACAGACCAGCAGUUCGUGAAACAGAUGUGCAGAAGCCAGAUGAUUCCAAGGACUCCAAAUCAGCAGGGACAUCAGAUAGCGGAGACACCCCUGUCAUCGUGGCAGACCCCUCAGGAAUGUUCCUGGUGUAUGUGAUCAUUCCGACCAUUCCGCUGCUCCUUCUCAUCCUGGUGGCCUCGGGGACCUGCUGCUUCCAGAUGCUCAGCAAGAGCAAGCCGAGGACAAAGACAAGCGUUAAUCAGUCGACUCUAUGGAUCUCCAAGACCCCAAAGUCAGACAGCGCCAUGGAGGUGUGAGAGAGCGACCAGGUUCGAGAGUUGGCAUAAAAAAUUACCAACGAACAAGUGCCCACCCCCACCAACCCCACCGGAUGGGCAAUGUGGCAAAGUGACUGUUGUCUGCUUUGUGAAAAAGUGCUGCUUUGGUUUCUUUUGCACAGUCAAAUUCUGCAGUGUGAAUUCAAUUCUUAGAACAGUGGUUCCCAAACUUUGUCUGCAAGGAAACCCUUUUGGAUCCAAUUGACAUUUUCCAAUCAUAUUCUGGGGCCAUUCUUAGUCCAUUAAUCUAGGCUGUCCACUAAUAUAGCCUGCAAUUCCCAGGAAAAACAAAUGGAUCUAUUAACCAUAUAUUUGAAUACUGUUACUGACCAAUUUAGGGAAUUAUAUUAACUGAAAACCUGUUUAGUACCUUCUGUCUGUGACCCCCCUGGGCCUGCAGUACCUCCAUGACCCCCUUAGGGGUCCCAACCCCCGGUUUGGGAAACAGCACUCUAAGUGUAAGUUGUGACUCCCUAAGCGCUGAAUUAUCACUGUGAAACUUAACUGUCUGCUUGUCUGCAACAGCAGUGCGCUGUCUCUCUGUCUGUCUGUCUUUCUCAAUGUGUAAACUGUCCAACAGUCUGAGGCCUAGCGCAACAACACGCGGUGACAUUCUUCGGUGUGAGCUGUCUGCAUGUUUAAUCAGUGUUAAUGCGUGUGUAUCUCAUCAACGUUUACCAACAAUACACUUAGUCAGUCAGUCAUCCAUCAUUCUUCAGUCCUUAAUCUUCUCUCCUCUCUCACUUCACUCGUUCUUACCUUGUGAUUUUCAGUUUUCAUCUGUCUGCAUCUCUCUCUCUUCCACUCUGGAUUUCUCUCUCUCUUCCUUUGCCCCACUCUAUUUAACACUUUAUUUCUCUGCUUGUCUUUCAUUCUUAUUCGCUCUCUGUCCUUUUUCUCCACCUCUUCUCCACUCUAUUUCUCCAUCUCCAACCCCUUGUUUCUUCUUUUCCUCCUCCACCCCCCAAACUCUGUUCCCUCUCUCUUUCUUUCUCUCAUGCUGUGAUGUGAGGGGGAGCCCUUCCUUUGACAUUGCCCCUCUCUCUCUCUCUCUCUCUCUCUCUCUCUCUCUCUCUCUCUCUCUCUCUCUCUCUCUUUCUCUCUCUUUCUCUCCCUCCCUCCAUCAGUUGCUAGGGGAGGAUCUAACUCUAAUUGGCACCAAGCGCAGGGAGCGAAUUAAUUACAGUAAUUAAGACAGAUGCAAAUGGGAUGGAGAUAAAAAAGGGGGUAUUGAGAGUCUCAGCUGACGCAAAUAGGGUCACGGCUAUUGCAGAUAGACUUUGAGGAACACAGAGGCACACAGAAAACACACAACACACAAUCAAAAGAAAAUACAUGAAGAGGUGCUGAACGCUAUGGUGUUGUGUGUGUGUGUGUGUGUGUGUGUGUGUGUGUGUGUGUGUGUGUGUGCGUGUGCGUGUGCGUGUGAAUGUGUGUAUUUACUUUUUGUGUGCAUGCAUGUAUGUGGGUCUGUGUCUGAGAGAGAGAGAGAGAGAGCCAGAGAGAGAUGGAGGGAGGGAGAAAGAGAGAGGAUAGAGAAUAGAGAACUCUCACAUGCUUUUGUUAUGAAAUUUGAACUCAGUUACAACAAAAAGAGACGAAAAUUCCCUCUUCAAAUCCACUCUCUUAUCUCAAAGCAGCAACGCCUAACGUUCACUCCCUCCAAGAAACUACUUUCAUCUGGAUUAAUGCUUUCCGAGUUCAGAGCAAUUUAUGAAAUUAGGUUAAUGUGUAACUUAACCGACACCCAUCUUUGUGUUUUAGGUUUUUUACAGCAUUAAGCAAUGACCUAAAGUAGGAUUCGUAUAAAAUACAUUGUAUUGAAAACAUUCAGCAAAAAAAAGAAUAAUAUGACAUGUUAAUAUUGAAAAAAAACAUAUUUUUUAGUUAUAUUAGCAUCAAACCUUUUGUGCAUGUGAAAAUAAUAUUUUGAAGUAUUGAUUUCUAGUUUGUAUACUUGCAAAUAUUUUUCAUGCAUAUGCUUAUGUGAAUCCAUUGAAUUUGUAUUGAUCUCAGACGCUCUGUGGUCAUGCUGCCAUUCCUGUGUGUUAGCGCGUAAAAUCUGGACGAGAUGAAGGGUCCCAUAUCCAAAUAGACAUGUAUAAUCAUGGACAUCCAAAUGGGAAAACCUGGUGUAGAAUAAAAACAAGCUGGAAUUCAUAAAAGACAAAGGUCCACACCGGGGCACAACGAAGAGUUCAAAUUAUUAUUAUUUUUUAAAUUUAGGAGACAUUUGCAACAUUUGAAACAGUCACCUAAAUAAAAACAUAAUAAUACUUCUAGAUCUUCAGUCUUCAAAUCACCUGCGUCUUUUACUCAAAUCCAUAUCCACAUACUAACUACGCUAGAGCCAUAGCAGGACUGAAUCAGGUCCCGAUCCAUGUUAUACAGUAUUUAUUGGAAUGUGUGUUUUAUCGCUGUUGUUACAUAGCUUUUACGAUGGAUAUAUCACACACCAUGAUGGACAGUGACAGAUGUGCAGUGAACUAGUGAAGAUUUGGGACACGACAGAGUGCAGCUGCUUUCGGUUGUGUGUGUGCUGUAUGUGGGGAAGCAUUGUGUUGGUCGCUUUGAGGCCCGUUAUCUUGAAAGCAUCAUUGCUAACCAGUUAGCAACUUCGGAGGUUGCCAAUGGGAAAUUGCAUUGCAACCAAGUAAGUUACUACAGUAACUUAGUUAGCAGCAAUGCAGUUGAGAAACGCACCCCAGAUGAUAAUAAUGAGUUUUGUUGUUUUUAUACUCCUUGGUCCUUGUUACCCGUCUCCUGUCUCCUGCCGCAUGUACAGUACUGUUUAUCGUCGACGGGGAUAAAACACGUUAAAGAUGGAAAAAAUGGAAAUGGGAUUAUUUUUCACUCGUACCUCCUUUUGUGAACAUGAAAAAUAAAAUAAAAGUGCGUAGUGUGUGUUCUGUACACCUGAUGACUGCAG
Molecule: messenger RNA, 3891 nt
Organism: Engraulis encrasicolus (European anchovy)
Lineage: Eukaryota; Metazoa; Chordata; Actinopteri; Clupeiformes; Engraulidae
Gene: chodl
Product: chondrolectin
Exons: 9
Coding region: 9-941 (310 amino acids)
Biological process (GO): positive regulation of axonogenesis
Cellular component (GO): cytoplasm
Source: RefSeq, a predicted model, not a curated record